AUGGCAAUCGGAAGUAUUAUUUGUGGAGCCAGUACUCCUAAAAUGAAGAGAAAAAAGGCAAAGGCAACUGAACGCAGUUGGAUAGAGGCAACUUUCCAAAAGAGGGAAUGCUCAAAAUUUAUUCCAAGUGCUGAAGAUGAACACAAGUUUAUGCAAGUAAAGGGAGAUAAGAAUGCAGAGUAUGAUGUGAUCACCACUUCCAGAUGUUGUUGUGGAUAUUCUUAUACUCAUCACUGCAGAGCUGGUAUAGAUGUACAAAGUUACACUGCUAGUAAUACCAAAGAAAAAGAUCGCGAACAAUGGUCUCCUGCAAAAAACACACGCCCAUUUCCAACUGAUGCAUAUGGUACAAUUGAAUUUCAAGGUGGUCCACAUCCAACAAAAGCUCAGUAUGUAAGACUUGCUUAUGACACAAGGCCAGAACCAAUAGUACAGCUACUGUGUAGAGAAUGGAACUUGGGAUUACCUAAGCUACUGAUCACAGUACAUGGCGGCCGUUCUAACUUUGAACUGCAACCUACUUUAAAGAAAGUUCUAAGGAAAGGGUUGUUAAAGGCAGCAAAGACAACUGGUGCAUGGAUAUUCACUGGUGGAACCAAUACAGGCGUCACAAGACAAGUAGGAGAUGCACUGCUAUUGGAAAGAUCUCAAAGACAAGGUCGGGUUGUGAGCAUUGGCAUAGCGCCAUGGGGAAUUUUAGAUAAAAGCCACGAACUUGUAGGACGUGGAGGUGAAGUACCUUAUGAUUGCCUUUCAUCUCCAUGGUGAGGCUCAUCUAAAUACGCAGUUCUAAACAAUCGUCAUGCAUAUUUUUUAUUAGUGGAUAACGGCACUGGUGGCCGAUAUGGUGCAGAGAUCGUGCUACGUAGGAGAUUGGAAAAAUAUAUUUCUAACCUAAAAUUACAGCCAUAUACACAUAGCAGUAUCCCUGUUGUGGCGUUAGUAAUUGAAGGAGGAACAAACACGAUUCGAUCUGUUUUAGAAUAUGUUACAGACGUUCCUCCUGUUCCUGUAGUAGUCUGUGAUGGCUCAGGUCGAGCGGCUGAUCUCAUCGCUUUUAUGCAUAAAUACGCGUCUGAAGUGGACGGAGAUAAUGGGGAGAACGAGGGACCAUUAGAGAGUAUGAGAGAACAUCUUUUAGAUACUAUCAAGCGCACUUUCAAGGUAUCCGGCGAACAAGCAUCUCAAUUGUAUUCUGAACUUUUGCAGUGUACACGUAAAAAGCACUUGAUAACAGUAUUUAGAAUAACUCAAGAACGGCCCCAAGAGCUCGACCAAACUAUACUAACAGCUCUGUUCAAGUCUAAACAACUAUCCCCAGCCGAACAACUAUCAUUAUCACUAAUUUGGAAUAGAGUGGACAUAGCACGCAGUGAAAUAUUCGUUUAUGGUCAAAAUUGGCCAUCAGGUGCUCUAGAACAAGCAAUGAUGCAAGCGUUGCAACACGAUAGAAUCGACUUCGUGAAGCUUCUGUUAGAAAAUGGCGUUUCUAUGCGCAAAUUCUUAUCCAUACCUCGCCUUGAGGAAUUAUAUAAUACCAAAGAAGGCCCUUCAAACACAUUGGGUUACAUUCUCCGCGACGUUCGACCAAAUAUUCCACGGGGUUACAUGUACACCCUGCAUGACAUCGGAUUAGUGAUAAAUAAAUUAAUGGGCGGAGCGUAUCGAUCGCAAUACACACGCAGAAGGUUCCGCGUGAUAUAUACCAAAGUGAUGAAGAGAUCUGGAGCGCAUCCUCAGCACAUGCACCGAAACAGUUGCGCUCUUGGUCCCACUAUGCGUUACUAUUCAGGCUCUGGGAGCAAACAGGACAGCUUAACGAUGAGUCUUCUCGCGGAAACUUUACCGGCUAAUCGAGACACUCCGCUCUUCGAUUAUCCGUUCAAUGAAUUACUUAUCUGGGCUGUAUUAACGAAACGCCAGCAAAUGGCUCUGUUAAUGUGGCAACAUGGUGAGGAGGCUUUAGCGAAGGCACUCGUUGCUCUUAAAUUAUACAAAGCCAUGGCGCACGAGGCUGCUGAAGAUGACCUCGAAACGGAAGUUUACGAUGAGUUGCGCAGUUAUGGAAAGGAAUUUGAAAAUAUUGCUUUAGAAUUGCUAGAUUACUGUUAUCGUCAAGAUGAUGAUCAAACGCAACAACUAUUGACUUCUGAACUUCAGAACUGGUCUGGCCAGACGUGUCUUUCAUUGGCCGUCACGGCUAAUCACCGACCUCUCUUGGCACACCCUUGCAGCCAAAUUAUUUUGGCUGAUUUGUGGAUGGGUGGGCUUCGAACUAGAAAAAAUACAAAUUUAAAGGUUGUGCUUGGACUGGUUUGUCCAUUUUAUAUAGCACGUUUGGAAUUCAAAAGUCGCGAGGAAUUGCAACUGAUGCCGCAAACACAAGAGGAACAUCUGAUUGCUCUUGAGGAUGAGAAAGAAGACAGUGAUUCAGAGCAUAGCGUACCAACAGGUCCCGAUGUCGAGGCUUUAAUCAGCAACGAACACACUACCACUGUAGUGAAGGAAACGAUUGUACAAGAGAAUGGUAAAGUAUUGACGGAUAACGAUGACGGGAUUCAUCGUGCCUAUGGUAGUAUACACGCUGACUACUAUGAUAUUAAGAACAGCAGGCCAUUGAGGUUAAGGAAGAAGUUAUAUGAAUUUUAUACAGCUCCCAUUACUAAAUUCUGGGCCAAUGCUAUAGCAUAUAUCAUUUUUUUGGUUCUCUUCUCCUAUUGUAUCCUUAUACACAUGGAUGAUCAUCCAUCAUUGGCAGAAAUUUAUGCAAUUGCAUACAUUUGCACGCUAGGAUGUGAGAAAGUACGAGAGAUCGCAACAUCUGAACCGGCUACUCUUUCACACAAGUUUAGCGUGUGGGCAUGGAAUAUGUGGAAUCCCUGUGACGCGGCCGCCAUCAUUUUUUUUCAAAUUGGUCUGGCCUUACGUUUAAGACACUCCACUCUCGACGUUGGUCGGGUCAUUUAUUGCGUCGAUUGUAUUUAUUGGUACUUGAGGAUAUUGAACAUCCUUGGUGUGAAUAAAUACUUUGGUCCUCUGGUUACCAUGAUGGGAAAGAUGGUAAAAAACAUGACAUACUUUGUGGUGCUCCUAGUAGUAGUGUUAAUGAGUUUUGGGGUCACUCGACAAGCAAUUUUGAACCCUAACGCUGAACCUAAAUUCAGGAUCAUUCGUGAUAUCUUCAUGGAACCAUACUUUAUGUUAUACGGAGAAGUAUAUGCGGACAACAUAGAUCCUGAUUGUGGGGACGAGCCGGGAAUGAUUCCGUGCCUACCAGGCCGCUGGAUCACACCUUUUGUAAUGUCGAUUUAUCUUUUAGUCGCAAACAUAUUAUUGAUAAACCUUUUGAUCGCGGUUUUCAAUAAUAUUUUUAAUGAGGUAAACGCGGUGGCCCACCAAGUAUGGAUGUUCCAACGUUUUACUGUUGUUAUGGAAUAUGAACAGAAACCAGUUUUACCUCCCCCGCUCAUUGUAGUUUGUCACAUAUAUCUGCUGGUGAAAUAUUUGCUGCGAUAUGUGACACAAGGAAAAGCAAGUACCGGUGAAACGUACGACAAUGGGCUGAAGUUGUUCUUAGAGGCGGACGACAUGGAGCGUCUCUAUGAUUUUGAGGAAGACUGUGUCGAAGGCUAUUUCCGUGAGCAAGAAUUGAAGCUACAAAUGUCUACAGAAGAACGUAUCAAAGUUACCACGGAGAGGGUUGAGAAUAUGCAUCAGAAGAUAGAGGACAUAGACAAGAAGGAGAAUACUCAGAAUGCUUCUCUUCAGACUGUAGAAUUCCGCAUCCGCAAGUUGGAGGAGCUGAAUGAACAGACUUUGGCACACCUAGGGGUCAUUCACCGGUUCAUGGCGACCCAUAUGCCUAACAUGGAGGGCUUAGGAGCUUUCGAGAUAGAGGGUCGUCAGCGUAGAGUGUCAGAGCGCUCAGAAGUACUCUCAGAAACGGAUUCUCACACGCAACUACCUAGCAUUACACUCAAACGAAAAAGAUUAGUACGAUCAAUGACCGACGGCACGUUUCUCAACAUAGGACCAGUAAUGGACGACGACGUGCUUAAGCAUUCAGAGACAGUUACAUCUCGUGAGAACCUUAGUAGGAACGAAUCCUCUAUAAGUGGAGACGGACAGACUGUUCAGGAUGACAUAAAGACGACAACUAGCCAGGAAACUGAAGUGAGCAAAGGGGACGGUGAGGGAGAGACCCUAAAGAAGGAUUCACAAUCAGAUAGUAGAGAAAUAAACAGAGACGUAAGUAAAGAAGUAAGCAGAGACGCAAGUAGGGAAGCAAGUGGAGAACCAAGUAGCAGAGAUCCAAGUACAGAUCCCAGCAGGCAGACUAGUAGAGAAUUAAGCAGAGAGACUAGCAAAGAAGCAACAAGCAAAGAACCAAGCAGAGAAGCCAGCAGCGAAGCGCCAGCCUCUGAGCCAAUCAGACAAGAUUCCACUGAACGCCCUAUUAGACAAACCAGCAGGACACGUUCAGAGUCAGAUGACGUAAUGAUACUUCCACCUUCUGGCAUUCCAAGGGGCGUGACCUGGGCAGAGCCACGCGUUGCAGUGAUUCCAUCAGUGUCUUCAGCAGGCAGCACACAGAGGUCUAUUCUACUGGCCAUGCGUGCUGAGUACACCAGUAUAACAGAUGAAUUGGAAAGCUAUUGUGGUCUUCUUAGUCCACCUCGAACACCACCCAUUUCUCCACCACCUUCGAGGGUCAGAAACUUGUCUGGCAUGUCUAAUGCAGAGAUGGCUUGGCAGAUUGAAAACGAACAUCUACGCGAUGCUGAGGAGUGUGAUUACCAGCAAAUGGAAGACUUGAUACAAAGGAGGUACAUUGGAGAUGAAGAAGACACUUUGCAUGUACCAGAUGAGGCUAGUGGUGGUCCAUACUUCAUAUCAAACGAACACAGACAUCAACUCAGGAGGGCUUCCGCCAUCGAUGAAGAGUCCCGUAGGCCUCCGCCUACUAUCAGUGUGACCAGGGAAAUCGAACAAACGCUUUCAAGGCCACCUAUCAGAGAUUCGGAGAGUUCAGAUCCCAAUGACAAGCAUCUCAGCACGGUACCUGCUCCUGCGUCGGAGACUAUGUGCUAAAUAUCAAUACGCUCGCCUCGAGGUAACCUAACCUCAAAUAACUU
Molecule: messenger RNA, 5135 nt
Organism: Habropoda laboriosa
Lineage: Eukaryota; Metazoa; Arthropoda; Insecta; Hymenoptera; Apidae
Gene: Trpm
Product: transient receptor potential cation channel trpm
Exons: 18
Biological process (GO): monoatomic cation transmembrane transport; protein tetramerization
Cellular component (GO): membrane
Molecular function (GO): monoatomic cation channel activity
Source: RefSeq, a predicted model, not a curated record